Messenger RNA from Cyclocybe aegerita, 1569 nucleotides. NCBI's taxonomy places the organism in Eukaryota, Fungi, Basidiomycota, Agaricomycetes, Agaricales, Hemipholiotaceae. The record is from the annotation of a GenBank genome assembly.
AUGUCUCCUCCACUGCAAGUCCUGACCCCCUACUCCCCUUUUCCUGUAGUGAGGCAAGAGCAUCUAGAGGAGGUGGUUUACCAUUUCCUCAAGUUCCACGAAUAUCGUCUCACUGCGGCACUGACGGCAUUAGAAAAUGCCAUGCCGGACGAACGUCGUUCAUAUUUGUCUGCUCAACUCAGAAAAGAAUUGAUGCAUAUCCUGGCCCAUAUGGGGAGAUGGGCUGCCCUCAGCUGCUUCCCGCAUUUCCUGCUGAUAGUCCAGGCACUGUUACAGUCCAUCAAGGUGUCAAAGGCUGUAAUUUAUGUUCUUUCUCCUGAAUUGAUGGGUAUAAUCCCUUCCUACCAUGCACUCAUGGACGGCACAAUUUCAACCCUUGACUGGUGGAAUUGGGAGGUUGGCCGUCCUUUUCCGUUGCCAGCUGAGCUCAAGGAGGCUUUCUCAAACUACGUCACACCAGAACUUCUUUGCCCUCAGUCCAGUGCGAAGUGGAUCUUUCCAGACACAGAGAACAGCCAGACAACUGCGCAAACUGAUGCCACAACAGAUGAUGUCCCCAACACAUCCACACUGGAAAGCCUCACGAUGAAGUUGGAUGACAAGGCUGCUUAUAUGGACCUCCGAGCGCAAGGAAGUUUGAGGCUCUCGAGAGCCAUUUUGGUGGUUGCAGACAAAUCGAGGACAUUGGGAAGGCUCCCAGAAGUAUCAGACUUUGGAGGAUUGAAGCGCAUCCCCUCUUCUCUGGCAGGUCAACUGGGGGAUAGGGCUGCAUCUGGUUCUAGGAGCCUGGCCGGUGCAGAAACUGGACUAGAAUCACGUGUUCCACCUCAGGAACAUAGUCAGGCCAGUUCUCCAGCCGGAGACAGGAUUCCGAGGGGUAAAGGUCGCGGCUUGGCGUCUCCGGCCAGGGAACGAAGUCAGAGGGAAUGUGCCUCACUUGCCCUGGCUGGUCACAUUGCCCAUGGUUCAAUUCCUCUGGCCGGGGCUCAGAUGCAGAGUCGGAGCACGACUAGCAUACUUGUGCUGGCUGGAGAACACGGACCUACCUCUGAUCCUGUUACAAGGGCUCUGGUCAAGUCCACUGAAAACCCCAAGAAGUCUUCUCAGCAAGACUCUACAGUGAAAUCUGCCAAAGAUCUGAAGGUGGCCAAGAAGACCAGUAAGGAGGGCGCAGCUGAAUGCGCAAAGGCAGCCAAGAAGACCUUCAAUGAAGUCAAGUCGACUGAAGGUAUGAAGGUGGCCAAGACUUCCAGGUCCACCCAAGGUGUGAAGACGGUGAAGUCCUCCAAUGAAGUCAAGUCUGUGGAAGGUGCAAAGGUGGCCAAGAAGACUUCCGAAGGUGCGAAGAUGGCCAAGACCAAUGAAGUCAAGUCAGCGGAAGGUGUGAAGACGGCCAGCACAAGUACAGUCAAGUCCAUGGAACACGCAAAAGCAGCCAAGACCAAUGCCCAGGUCCUAACAAUCAAUCUGACUUCUCUGUCGGAGUGCGACAGUGAUUCUCCAGAAUUGGACUUGGGUGAGUGCUCUGCAACAAGCUCUAUCCGUUCACUAAUGCCUUCCGGAUAUUAG